Messenger RNA from Gasterosteus aculeatus aculeatus (three-spined stickleback), 2941 nucleotides. Its product is annotated as trace amine-associated receptor 13c. The record is from RefSeq and is a predicted model, not a curated record. Gene Ontology annotation, cellular component: synapse; plasma membrane; dendrite. Gene Ontology annotation, biological process: G protein-coupled receptor signaling pathway. Lineage: Eukaryota; Metazoa; Chordata; Actinopteri; Perciformes; Gasterosteidae. Gene Ontology annotation, molecular function: G protein-coupled adenosine receptor activity.
GAGAGGAUUUAGGGACGAGGGGGAGAACAUGAGAGGUUUGAAGAGGAGGGACGCCAGAGGGUGAACGUGGGAGGAUGAGUGACAAAGGAGCCGCUGAGGACUUUACCUUGAAGCCAGGAAAUAGCGUGUGAAUGUGAUAAGGCGCUCAGAGGGUUAGGGGAGGAGAGAGGGUGGAAGCAAGAGAGUGGGGACUGGAGGUUGAGCGCUCCACAAAACGAGAGAUAGGCUGAAUCACAGGGACAAAGAGCCGGAGCGCGUGAGAGGCUUCUUGGUGUGAAUGAACGAUAAACAGGACUACCCCUUCUUCUUCUCUGGAUUUUACACCCACAACGCUCAAACGGGAUUGUUCACCUUUCUUCUCUGCACAACUGCUCCAAGGUCCCUAAUAGCAGAAAUGCCGUAUAGCGUGCCAGUCCAGGAUAUGGUUUCCUGAGCGCCCGCACCGCCUACAAACCACCAGGUGUAAAUCCAGUCCAUCCCGGGCGAUGACUUCUCUGCUUCCCAACGUCAGUGUUCCUGGGAGCGCAGCGGCCCUGCUGCCGCCUACAGACUGUCCCAUUAACAUCAGUGCAGCUACACGGGAAGGACUCGGUCCAGGCCAGUCACUGGCGCCGCUCUGCACCAUUUGUUGCUGUGGAUUUAUCAACCGGACUUUGGCAGUGGUGUUCAUGCUGAGCCUGGUAUUUGCCAUCGUGAUUGGAAAUGUGAUCACCCUGACUGUUUUUGUGCAAACGAGGCAGUCCCGAACACCACAGGGAUACCUGAAAGUGUCCCUGGCCAUAGCAGACAUGAUGGUCGGUGUCCUUGUGGUCCCAUUCUCUGUCUACACUGAGAUCUCACUCAUGGUGACCAGCGCACCUCCCAUUUGGUACCAGGGCAGUUCUAUUUCCCCGGCCACCUCUUCUUCUCCUGGGGGACUGGUGAGCCCGUGGCAGCCCUGCAUGCUGAUUGGACCUGUGUUUGCUGGAUGCACCUUUGUCUCCAUCAGCACCAUCUUCCUCAUGACACUUGAGCGGAGCGUGGCCAUCCUGCGGCCCCUCCACAAGGACGCCCUGGUGACCCGUAGGAGAACCCUGCUCCUCAUCCUGCUCUCCUGGGCUGCCAGCUUCCUCCUGGCCAUUGCGCCCCUCAUGUUCAGCAGAAACUUCACUCUGGAGUACAACGAGUGCAGCCGUAUGUGUAACUACACACCGCUGUUGGUCGGGGGCCAGCUGCCACCUGAUGCCAACAUCUUGCUGUUAUUCCCAGCCUUUGACUUCACAUUGCUCGGUGUCACAUUAGCAGUGAACAUUGUGUCUUUCACGAGCAUUCGGCGGUACUCCCGUAAACGCAAACUGCUGUCAGAGGGGAGUCUGAGUGAUGGAGGCGGAGGAGGGGCUGCUGGAGGCGGAGGAUGCUCUCACAGGCCCUCCUUUUCAGACAUCAAAGCUGCUAAGACAAUCGGCAUACUGACGUUUGCCUUCACAGCGUCCUUCUCGCCCAUCGCCGCUUUUGUGCUCGGGAACGUUGUGGGAUACACCUGGUGUAACUUUUCCUUUUUUGCCUUCUGGGUCCUGACGGGAAACAGUUGCUGUAAUGUCAUUAUCUACAGUGUCAGGGACCACCGCUUCAGGAAGGGUGUGACCCUGCUGUUUCAACGAGACCACUCAGCGCCACAUGGCGAGAAGUCCUGAGGGUUACCUGCAGCUAAAAGCAACAACAAGGAUAUGUUGUGUUGCUGCUUUCCUUUAAGUUUGAUAUUUAAAGGAAUGGUUUGACAUUUUGGGGAAUAUGCCUUUUCACUUCCUCGCUGAGAAAAAACAUGUGUACGGUCAAGGAGUAGCUGGAGCUAAGAGGCAAAGAACAUCAUCGACCUCCCAGCACAUCUAAAACUCACUGCUUUUAUUUUAAACAUUGUUAAUACAACGAGUCGUGAAGGUCAUGUUGUGGAGUAUUUGUUGUUGACUAUACAUUUUUACACAUUUCUUUUUGUACGUAUAGAAAAGAACAGGACGUACCAUGCUUGUGAGUUUUUAAGGGUUUUGUUGUCUUCGGACAAAGGGCUCCUUUGGGUUCCUGUUUCCAGGCAUCGUGCAAAGCUAGACUAGACCCGGCAUCCAACAUACUUACUAAAAAAAAAAUGUCACAAAGUGUCAAACUAUUCCUUUAUUCAAGUGUAAACUUAAUAUGACGUUAACACAUAAAAGCAAAUUUAAAUGUACGAAUAAUGCUUAGUUUUCUGCUUAAAAUUGUCAAUGGAAGCCAAAUUAAAACAUGUUGAGCUCCUUUGACAUUAGGCUUCAAACAAACAACCUUCUUUUCUGAAUCUACAUCAGAGGGCUUUUACAUAACUUCAGGAAACCAAACCCACUGUACUGUCUCUCCUGGUGCAGCACUGACAAUCCACAAUAAGCACACUGUUAAUGUUUUGUUUUUAUGGUAUUGGUGGGUUUGUCACCUGUUAAAUUACAUAGGAUGUUGUUUUUAGUUUUUGGUCUCUUUGGAAUAAAGUGGUUUAAUUAUUAAGUUGGUGUAGGAAACAGUUUAUAACAUCUAUGUUAUCAGCUGUUAUAGAUAUUUAUUUUAGAGCAUUUAACUUCAAUCUGUUAUCAUAGUAAUAUGCCUCAAUUAUCAGAAAUGCACUUCAAAGUCAAAGUCAUAAUGUUAGCAAUUUGCACACAGCUACAUAGUGUUACUUUUGUACAAUUUUUCAUCGUAUUAUAGUAUUUGGUAUUUUUGUCAAAUCAAAUGUGAGCAAGAAAAUAAAUAUAUAUAUAAAUAUGUGUGUAUUCAUGAAAUCAGUAUAGACUAAAUGAAUGCAUGCCAACCACAGAGAUUUAGUAAAAAGAGCCCUUUUACUAAGCUUUUCAGGGCCUUCAGUGACAUAUUAAAUUAUCUCACCUGUUUGUCAGCUCAUAAGUCAUGAGUAAAAUAAAGAUCAAGGUCAUUUUGCAGCAUAAAA